GUUUUUCACCAACAGUGUCGUCAUUUCCUGUAGUCGGCUACAGAGAUGCCUGCGAAAUUCGGGUAAGCAGGCCACGUUUUGGUGAAUGAUGUGUUGUUAGUAUUUGUUCUCGGUCUGGGUCAAGGUAACGUUAACAACCUUGUGAGUGAGUUUAUUAACCGCUAACGUCGAGAAAAGCAAAGUUGAAGUCGAACUGUUUCCUGCGUCACUUCGGUUGAACCAGAGACUAUUUGUGACCCGCCAAAAGCUCCAGUGGCUUUAGAGAGGAAGUGACCAUUUUAAACGUUUGCUGUUUUCGGUAUUGUUACAUCUAUCCAGCCGGGAAAGGAAAUGAGUGGAGGAUUUAACUUCGGGCAACCCUCCUCGGGCUUUGCUUUCGGAGCUCAGAACACCACCGCCGCUGCCCCCAGCUCGGGCUUCGGGCUUACAAGUUCCACACCUGCAGCCACCGGAGGGGGCUUCAGCUUUGGCGCUGCCCCUCAGGCCACCACCAACCCCACCGGCUCUUUUAGCUUUGGCACUCCAGCAAAGAGCACACCAGCCGGCGGAGGCUUUUCUUUUGGGACCCCCACCAGUACAUUCGGCAUGGGUAUGACUCCUCAAACCACAGCAGCUACAGGACUGACUCUGGGCUCCACAGCAGCUCCAGCUGGGUUUACCUUAGGUACGGCUAUGUCUGCCCAGACAACUGCUGCGGCUCCGGCAGCUGGGGGUUUCAGCUUUGGCACUCCAGCUCCAGCCCAACCCCAACCUGCAACUAUGGCAGCCCCUGUACCAGCCGCAGCACCUGCAACAACAGCACCAGGUGGGCUUUCAUUCGGGGGGUUUAGCUUUGGAUCUAACAAAGUCCAGGCGACCACAGCUCCGGCUCCGGCUCCUGCUCCGGCUCCUGCUGCAGCUACAGGUGGGGGCUUCAGCUUUGGCACUGGUGCUCCCCCCACCCUCACCCUGGGCACCCAGCCCCAGCAAGUGGCUACUGCUGCAGCUACAACAAUGCAAGGUGGAGGAUUUCCCUUUGGGAUCAAACCCUCUACCACCCCAGCUCCUCCUGCAGCAACUCAGGCAGCCCCAGCAGCUAGCGCAUCUCUCUUUGCUACACCUAUCUCUGCAGUAGUAGCUUCUGGUGCUGCUGCAGCUGCUACAGCCACUGCAACAGGUACAGGCUUCUCUUUAGGAGUCGCCCCGACUCCAGCAGCAAGCACUGCUGCUGCUGCCGCUGCCGCUGCUGCUGCAGCCGCUGCUGCUGCAACUACCACAGCAGCAGGUGGUGGUCUCUCCUUCAUGCUCAAACCUCUGGGGGCAGCUGCUACCACCUCCACCCUUGCUCCUGCCUCUACCGCCACAGUUGCAGCCACCUCAGCAGGUAUUCCUACAGGCUUCACCCUGGGACUUAAACCCACAUCUGGCACAAGUGCCACAACAACCACUGCAGUUACAACGCUCACUACAACAACUGCUCCACCUGUGAUGACCUACGCUCAGCUGGAGGGUCUCAUUAAUAAAUGGAGUCUGGAGCUGGAAGACCAGGAGAGACAUUUCUUGCAGCAGGCGACACAGGUGAAUGCGUGGGACCGCUUGCUGGUGGAGAAUGGUGAGAAGAUCACAUCACUUCACAAGGAGAUGGAGAAGGUGAAGCUGGAUCAGAGGAGGCUAAACCAGGAGCUAGACUUCAUCCUGUCCCAACAGAAGGAGCUGGAGGACUUGCUCUGCCCGCUGGAGGAGUCUGUGAAAGAGCAGAGCGGAACCAUCUACAUGCAGAACGCAGACGAGGAACGUGAAAGAACGUACAAGCUGGCAGAGAAUGUGGACGCACAGCUGAAGAGGAUGUCUCAGGACCUGAAGGAGAUCAUUGAGCACCUGAACACAUCAAGCGGCCCAGCAGAUACCAGUGACCCGCUUCAGCAGAUCUGUAAAAUCCUCAACACUCACAUGGAUUCACUUCAGUGGAUCGAUCAGAAUUCAGUCCUCCUGCAGAGACGAGUGGAAGAAGUGUCCAAACUGUGCGACAACCAGCGCAAAGAGCAGGAGAAGACCUUUCGUUUAACAUUUGACUGAUCUAUAGUAAAUAACAUAGACAUGUAUAAUACAAAAUGCUAACUUUUGAUAUGUUUCUCUUUGGAAGAUCUAAAGAUGUCUUACAACAAAAUUCCUGUUAACUUCUUUUUUUCUCCUCUUGAUAUUUUCAACUUUUAUAGAGCAGUGACAUUUAUCUAUUCCCAUGUAAACACUUUGGGUGUUCAAAAUUAUACAAUAAAAUAAAUCUCUUGAUUAAG
Labrus mixtus (cuckoo wrasse) is the source of this 2273-nucleotide messenger RNA. It is a transcript of the gene nup62l, whose product is annotated as nucleoporin 62 like. Lineage: Eukaryota; Metazoa; Chordata; Actinopteri; Labriformes; Labridae. The record is from RefSeq and is a predicted model, not a curated record. Gene Ontology annotation, cellular component: nuclear pore central transport channel; nuclear pore. Gene Ontology annotation, molecular function: structural constituent of nuclear pore; phospholipid binding. Gene Ontology annotation, biological process: RNA export from nucleus; protein import into nucleus. Bases 331 to 2055 code for a protein of 574 amino acids. The transcript is spliced from 2 exons.